Molecule: messenger RNA, 3437 nt
Organism: Chlamydomonas reinhardtii
Lineage: Eukaryota; Viridiplantae; Chlorophyta; Chlorophyceae; Chlamydomonadales; Chlamydomonadaceae
Exons: 17
Coding region: 372-2741 (789 amino acids)
Source: RefSeq, a predicted model, not a curated record
GAGCACUCCUAAAUGGCAAACGUCUUCAGAAGUGAAGACCCGCGCUGCUGCCUCGUUAGUUGAGUCUUCGCUCUUCUAUUGGUGCAAUAAUUUCACUGUUAAUUAAGGGACCGAAACAGAGUGGGCUGUUAGAACUGUGAUUGCGCCUCAUUGCGGCCCAAUUCGGCAAGGCUUUCAGCGACUUCCCAUGCAACUUAUUCAGAAUGCAUAUCUGCAAGGCAUAGCUGUAGCUCGUCAUUACCUCGGAAACCACUCCGGGAAAGAUCCCAUCCAUUUUGGGCGGGCUCACUCGUACACGGAGGAUUCUUGAAGAAGACAACCACGAGCGAACUAGUGCUAGAUCCUCAGGCUAGCUGCUAGGCGCCAGGAGGAUGGCUGAAGGCAGUGCGGCCCCUGCUGGUGCUGGCCCCAGCCCCAGUCCAGGAGCCGCGGCUGCUGCUGCGCCGGUCGCGCCCAUCAGCCUCCAGGAUGCGCUGGUGCUGCUGGGCGACCCCAAGCACCUGCAGCGGGAGAAGGGGCUGAAGGCUCUGAGUGCCCAGCUGCAGGCCGCACCAGCGGAUGCGGACCAGGCUGCCGCGGUGGAGGCGGCGGUGGUGGUGCUGCUGGCGGGGGAUACCUGGGAGCGCAAGCUGGGCGGCCUCAUGGGCGGCAAGGCCUACGUGUCGCUGUCCGACGCGGCGCUGUCGCAGCCCUUCACGGAGCGGCUGCGGCUGGCGGCCAUGGGCCUGCUGGAGGACGGCGAGGUGCGCGUGCGAAUGGCGGUGGGCGACGUCCUCAAGGCGCUGGCCCAGCGCGGCGGCGUGCCGGUGUUCCAGGCGUGUGCGGCGCAGGUGCUGGGCAGCAUCUCCAAGAACUUCGACCGCACGGACGCGGAGGGCGGUGCUGAGGGCGGCGAGGGCCCUGACGGCCAGCAGCAGCGCGGCCUCAACCCCAUGCGCGAGUUCCUCACCGAGUCGCCCGCGCUGCCCGGCUCGCCCACACCCGAGCCCGAGGUUCAGCAGCAGCCGGAGGCGGAGGCGGCAGCGGCCGGGGCGGCUGACGUGGCCGCUGGGGCCGCCAGCGAUGAUGGUGGUGUGAGCGCGGGCAGCCUGGUCAGCGCUCUGCUCAAGAGCACUUACCGGCAGUUCCGGCCGGGUCAGGGCGAGAUGCGCCACGGCACUGAGGGCUGGAAGUGCCUGGAGACAAGCAUGAAGGCGCUGCAGGCUCUGGUGGAGGGCUGCGGCGCCGCCAUUGGGCCGCUGCUGGACGAGCCCCUGCGCGAGCUGCUGUACCGCGCCCUGCACCACCCCAACAGGUUCGUGCGCGAGACGGGGCACUUCACCAUGUGCACCGUGUGUGAGGCGCUGCGGGGCCCCGCGCUGGCGGCCAUGUCGCCGCGGGUGGCGGAGCUGCUGGCGGACGGCAUGGGCGACAACUGGAGCCAGGUGCGCUACGCGGCCUGUGUAUCCACGCGCUCGCUGCUGGAGUGGCUGGGCGAGGGGCCGGAGCGCGAGGCGCUCAUGCCCACACUGCUGCCGCCCAUGUGCCUCAACCGGUACUACGUGGCUGAGGGUGUGCGGCGGUAUGCGCAGGACACCUGGCGCAUCGUGAUGGGCGAGGGCGGCCGCGCGGCAGUGGCCCGGCACGUGGGCGCGGUGGUGGGACACUACACGGCGCAGAGCCGCGCCAACAACCACGCGGUGCGCGAGGCGGCGUGCGCCUGCAUCGCCGAGCUGCUGGAGAAGGUGGACCGGGCCGCCGUGUCUCCGCACGUGCCUGCGCUGCUGCGCUCGCUGGUGGUCUGCUUCAAGGACAUGAGCUGGCCGGUGCGGGACGCGGCGUGCAUCGCGGCCGGCAGGGCGGUGCUGGCCUACCCGGAGGAGAUGCGGCCGCUGGCGCCCGAGGUGCUGGCGCUGUGGCUGGCGCACCUGGCAGACAACAUCCCCACCGUGCGGGCCAACAGCGCCGCGGCGGCUGCCAAGGCCCUGCGCGCGUACGGCGACGAGGUGCUGCCGGCGCUGCUGGCGGCGCUGAACGACAUGCUGCUGCGCGCGCGGCAGCAGCCGGCCGAGAGCAGCCGCUACAGCGGGCUCAGCACCGAGACCCGCUUUGGCGUGGCGGAGCGCCAGGCGCGUGACAACGACCCGGCUGUGCACGAGGACCAGGAGAUGUUCAGCUGCGGCUCCCUGAUGGCGCGCUUCUCCACCUCCUACCUCAUCAAGAGCGACGGCUGCAUGGACCACGGCUUCAGCAGAGACAAGGAGCCGUGGGAGGUAUCGGAUGGCGCCGUGCAUUUGUUGCGAGAGCUCGCCGCGGUUCGCCCAACCAUCGUCACGGACGAGCACUUGCAAGGGCUGGUCGAAAUUGGCGGGAUGGCGUCCUUCCAGCACGCUUUCAACCUCCACGAGACUGUCUGGCGCUCCGUGCUCCCGAUCGGACAGUCGAUAGGGAAGCAGCGCUUAAAGCGGCACCUACGCGCGCUGUUAGUGCCACUGCUGGCUGACUGCCGAUGCGGCCACCAACUGGCGGAGGCGGCGGCCCAGGCGGCGGUUGAGGGGCUGCGUGCGUGGAUCGGACCAAACAUCUUUGCUGGAUAUCUUCCGGAGGGCGUCGACGCGGCGGCGCUGUUUGGUGCUGGUGACAAGCUACUGGUGCCGCAGCGGCCGGCGCUGGUGGGUCUGCUGGGGGUGUUUGCGCAGCGGCCGCCGGCGCUGCCUCCUCCAGAGGGUCGCCCGGCACCGGCACCAGCUGCACCGGCAUAGACGUCCAAUCGGAGUCGGCAAUCGCACACAAUGCAACAAGGAGGUGGAUGGGUAUGGGGAUACAGGAGACGUGAGACGGUCUUGUGCCAUCGCAGGACCAUUCGUGACGCCGGUUUAUUGUGUUGGCAGACUACAGCUGUGCUGCAAACGGUAUGCUUCACUGCUCCACUUGUCGGGCCCUUGCGAUGGCCUCUGGACGUUGUAUAGUGCCCUUUUGAUAAGAGCGUGUGUCAGAGGGGGCCCCGUUCAGGGGCAUGAAGUUUCGAUACUGGGGGGGACAGACUUCAAUUGACGCGACACAUGUUGCCGCCGCUGGCCGCGGCUGAAGCAUGUGUGAGUCCGUUGUGUGAACCAAAGAUUGUAGGAGGAGUCCGCAUAGCGAGUGCAGCAUUUGCUGCGGUGUAAUGCAGAUGGAAAUAAUCAAUCAUCAAUCAACUAUCUGUCUUCUAGACUUCCGAUAUCGCAUUAUGUCAGUGCCACACGGACCUGUGCAAGCGAUUGGACAUGCGCGCAGCUCUGUUCCAUGUUAGCGCGGACGCACACACCUGAGCGAUAUCGCUUUAACUAGAAUAUGAAUGACAUUACAAGCAGAUGUAAUGCUUGAUUAGGCAUAUCAUUAAGUCGUCGAUUUCGGAAACUGAAGAUAUUUACCGUGGUAAGAUUCAUGGAUGGGAGUCUCUGUAAGAUAAUCAGUAA